AUGAGGGUUAAACGAGGAGGAGCAUGUACUUCAACUGCUGAUUGUGUAACAGGCGAAGGGAAAGCUGGUCAGUGUGUAACCAGUGCUGACUGUGCAUCCCGUGUACCGUACUGCAGCAAGCUGGGGUACUGUCACGGCGGCAGAUUACCGUUUGACGAAGCUCAGAUUGAGAUUCCUGACGGGGAUAAAGAAGGAGAAGAACCUGCUCAAGGGUUUGUCAACAACAAUCCCAGGAAAAAUAACCCUGCUUUGAAAACCUCAUCUGGCCAAUCUAGUGGAGGAGGAGGACCUAAACCCCGACCCUCUCAGGGUCCAACCCGGACAGCCCCUAUGAGCCUUAAAACUAGCUCCGCUGCCAGCACUAAUCCACAAGGAAGCAACACAAGAACUAAACCUAAACAAUCCCCGGCAAACUCAGGAGGUAUGUUUUUACAUCUUUAAUUGUGAUAAUUUUAUAUUAACCUAUAUUUAGU
This is a messenger RNA of Eurytemora carolleeae, 473 nucleotides long. RefSeq lists its product as uncharacterized. Lineage: Eukaryota; Metazoa; Arthropoda; Copepoda; Calanoida; Temoridae. The record is from RefSeq and is a predicted model, not a curated record. The transcript has 4 exons. The coding region runs from base 1 to 441 and encodes 146 amino acids.